Messenger RNA from Drosophila montana, 1751 nucleotides. RefSeq names its product tetratricopeptide repeat domain 26 (gene Ttc26). Lineage: Eukaryota; Metazoa; Arthropoda; Insecta; Diptera; Drosophilidae. Bases 1 to 1716 code for a protein of 571 amino acids. Gene Ontology annotation, molecular function: protein binding; intraciliary transport particle B binding. Gene Ontology annotation, biological process: intraciliary transport involved in cilium assembly; intraciliary anterograde transport. The record is from RefSeq and is a predicted model, not a curated record. Gene Ontology annotation, cellular component: intraciliary transport particle B; ciliary basal body; ciliary base. The transcript has 4 exons.
AUGAGAUACUUGAGUUACAUACUUCAGAUACUUUCGCGUGGCAAAACGGAUUCGGCCAGCUCGCGGCAUGUGGCCAGUGGAGGUGGCAUGCCACAGCAGCAGCGCAAAGCGCCAGCGCCGGCAACAUUGGAGGAUUUCAUCAUCAGGCGUGACUAUACCGGCGCUCGAGCCUUUCUGGAGUACGCCAAUGAUGAGCACGAGGAGGGCGAGGAGGCGGCUAAGAAAAACGAGCAACAGCAGCAGCAAAUCGAUCAAUGGAUUGCCUAUUGCAAUUUUCAUUUGGGUGACUAUCAACAGGCUCUAAACCAAUACCAGGCACUCAAGGACCCACAACUGUCGCUCAAUGUGGCCGUCUGCAUGUUUUAUUUGGGCCUCUAUGAGGAGGCCCAACAGUUAAUGGAGGGCACGGCGAAUACGCCACUGAAGCAGCGUCUUCUGUUUCAUCUCGCCCACAAGCUGGGCGAUGAUCAGCAGUGGGCGGAACUAUUGGAUGUGCUGCUCAGCACACCCAGCGUGGAGCAGCAGCUGAGCCUGGCAUCGAUGCAUUACAUGCGCGCCCAUUACCAGGAGGCCAUCGAUGUGUAUAAGCGGGUGCUGGUCGACAACAAGGACUAUUUGGCCAUCAACGUAUACCUGGCCUUGUGCUUCUAUAAGCUGGACUACUAUGACAUGUCCCAGGAGGUGCUCGAUGUGUACCUCAGCCAGCAUAGCGAUAGCACAAUUGCCAUCAAUCUGAAGGCCUGCAAUCGUUUUCGCCUUUUCAGCGGACGCGUCGCCGAGCAAGAGAUCAAAAAUAUCGCCGAUAAUGGAACAUUCGGUGCGGAUUUAAUACGCCACAAUUUGGUGGUUUUUCGCAAUGGUGAGGGUGCUCUUAGGGUGCUGCCUGGUCUCCUCAAUAUUGUGCCCGAGGCGCGACUCAAUCUGGCCAUUUACUAUCUGAAGCAGGGCGAUGUGCAGGAGGCGCAUGCCCUAAUGAAGCAACUGCAGCCGACAUCGCCGCAUGAGUACAUCCUCAAGGGUGUGGUGCAUGCGGCACUGGGACAGCAAUUGGGUUCGAAGGAGCACAUCAAGACGGCGCAGCAAAAUCUACAUCUUGUGGGCAGCUCAGCCACGGAAUGCGAUACGAUACCAGGACGCCAGAGCAUGGCCUCGGCAUUUUUUCUAUACGAACAGUUUGAGGAAGUGCUUGUCUAUAUGAACUCCAUACGCAGCUACUUUGUGAACGAUGAUGUGUUCAACUAUAACUUUGCCCAGGCCAAAUGCGCAACGGGCUACUUCAAGGAGGCAGAGGAGCUGCUGAUACAGAUCAGCGAUAUGGAUAUUAAGAAUCAGCACACCUAUUGCAUGAUCCUGUCCAAGUGUCACAUACACUGCGCGCAGCCAGAGCUGGCCUGGAAUGUAUUCAUUACACGGGACACAAAUGCGGAGGCUUUUCUUUUGCUUCAGCUAAUCGCGAAUGAGUGCUACAGAUGCGAGGAAUUUUGGGUGGCUGCCAAAGCAUUCGAUAUGCUUGAGAAACUAGAUCCCAGUCCAGAGAACUGGGAGGGAAAACGUGGCGCUUGCGCGGGUGUCCUCUAUGCAAUGGCAACGAAGUCACUUCGUGGACGACCACCAGGUGGCAUUUCUGAGGUGAUUGGGCUGCUGCGAGAAUCAUCUAAUUCGCAAGCAGACUCCAUGAUUAAGACGAUUCGAAAGCACAUAGGUAACUUUAAAUAAAUGCAACAAAACUAGCUAUUGUAGAGAGGAGCAUA